CACACACGACGCUCACUGUUCGCCGUUAAACCGUCGGAUGGCCGUCCUCACGUCCUCCAUGGCCAAGCCCACCACGCGGCCCAGCGCCUCCCCCACCACCGCCGCCCACGUCGUCACCACGCGCAACGGCAUCGUCGAGAACCGGCACGAGAUCCACGCCUGCGUCGUCGACGCCUCCCCCGCCGUUCAGGGCAACAACCCCCGGCCGCGGCUCCUCCUGCAGCUAGGCUCCUCCCCCUCGCGCUUCACCCUCGUCCGCUCCGCCGCCAAGCCCUGGCAGGCCCUCGUCAUCGUCGAGACGGGCGCCCUGGAGCGCUUCGGCUUCGACGACGCCGACCUGGCGCUCAUGUGCGCGUCGCACAGCAGCGAGGAGAGGCACGUGGCGCGCGCGCGGGCCAUGCUGCUCGCUCGUCGCGGCAACGGGAACGGCAACGGCGACAACGGCAAUGGUGACAACGGCAACGGUAACGACGGCGAGGCGGACCUACGAUGCGGCCCGCACCCCGCCCUCCUCAGGCCGCGCGACGAGCUCUGGAUGCGCAGCGGCCACGUCCCCACGCCCGUCUGGAGCAACUGCUCCGGCAAGCACGCCGGGGUGCUCGCCGCCGCCGAGGUCCUGGGCGCCGGCGCCGAGGGCUACCACGAGCUGGCGCACCCCGUGCAGCAGCGCGUCAGGGCCGUCACCGAGGAGCUGUCCGGCUUGCGGCCCGACGAGGUCGGCUGGGCCGUGGACGGGUGCAACAUGGCCUCGCCGGCGAUGCCCCUGACCAACCUGGCGCACAUCUACGCGCGCUUUGCCCAGGCCGCCGACGACGUUGCCUCUUCCUCUUCCUCUACCUCUUCCGCUUCCUCUUCCUCUGCCUUCACCUCUACCUCAUCAUCAUCACCACCGCCGUCAGAAACGAAAAGACCAGCUGCAGCGGCGGCGGCGGCGGCGACGGCCCUCCCCUCCCCGCGGGAGCGCCACAUGGCGCGCAUCUUCAACGCCAUGACCACGCACCCGGACAUGGUGGCCGGCGAGGACCGCUUCUGCACGGCGCUCAUGCGCGCCUUCGGCGGGCGGCUCUUCGGCAAGGUCGGCGCCGACGGCUGCUACGCCAUCGGCCUGCGCGAGGGCGAGGAGACGCGGCGGCUGGGCGCCCGCGGCGCGCUGGGCAUCGCCGUCAAGGUCGAGGACGGGAACAUGGACGUCGUGUACGCCGCCGCCGCCGAGAUCCUGCGCCAGCUCGGCGUCGGCUCCGACGAGGAGAGGCGGGCCCUCGAGCCGUUUCGGCAGAAGCAGCUCGUCAACACGGCGGGCCUGGUGACGGGCGGCUACGAGUUUCCGUUUGAGAUGCAGGCAAACUGAUUCAUUAGGCCCCCAGCGAUGAGGUGAGCGUUGCAUCGUGCGGUGCUAGACGGUUGCGGGGUUGAGUCGGACCAGACAAUGAGAAGAAACUUGAACGUCGCCGAACACCGAGGGGUCGAGGAACCACAUCACUCACUGGCCCAGGGUUGUUGUAGACACGAAGCUGCAGCUGCCGCGACAGUCUGUCCAGACACCGUCACCGGGUAAUUAAAUGCAACUUCUUCCAAUUUCCCUUUCCCAGCCUAUCCCAUAGAC
Molecule: messenger RNA, 1603 nt
Organism: Purpureocillium takamizusanense
Lineage: Eukaryota; Fungi; Ascomycota; Sordariomycetes; Hypocreales; Ophiocordycipitaceae
Exons: 1
Coding region: 38-1348 (436 amino acids)
Source: RefSeq, a predicted model, not a curated record